This is a messenger RNA of Melitaea cinxia (Glanville fritillary), 837 nucleotides long. RefSeq lists its product as uncharacterized. The coding region runs from base 1 to 837 and encodes 278 amino acids. NCBI's taxonomy places the organism in Eukaryota, Metazoa, Arthropoda, Insecta, Lepidoptera, Nymphalidae. The record is from RefSeq and is a predicted model, not a curated record. The transcript is spliced from 5 exons.
AUGCAUUUCUGGAUUGAUAAACGUAGCCAGUGUGCUUACAGCGGCCGCCACCGCGUACCGUCCUCCUUGUCAGCUGGCGUGGGGCGGUCGCGUGGGCGCGUGUGUGCGGCGGCGGGCCGCAAGGGCAUGGCGGCGCCCGUGCACCGCUUCGCGCCCGUCGACUGCGCGCCGCGUCGCCCUCGCCCGCUUAGACACUAUGGGCCUCCACCAAUGCCAGCAGUACAUUCGACUAGGCGUCAAAAUGAAGAAUCUAGUCUAUACGUGGAAAUACCUCCAGAACCGCCUCAGCCGACUAUCGCAAGUUUGGCCGCCGCGCGAAGUGUCACCCCGGACACGCUACUACGAACAGCAGCCCUGGGACUCCACCACUCGCCCAUGAUGGCACCACAUUUGAAGUUCGGCAUGCUAGUUUCGUUCGCGCUGGCGACUGUAUUCCUUGCAGGAGCCAAAUAUUAUUUCGAUAGACCGUUAAUGCGCGGGCCGGGCGGCUCGGAUAGCAGCGGCGAGGCGGGCGUCGUGUGCGCCGCCGUGGCCUGCAUGUGCGGCGUGGGCUGCGCGCUGUCGCUGUGCCGCGCGCGCGCCGCGCCGCCGCCGCUGCCGCCCGAGCGCGUGUCCUCCACCGCGCGCCGCCACCCGCGCACGCCCACGCGCGAGGCUAACCCGACGGAGCCCGAGGACAUAUCGCUGACCAUUCUACCGACGCGGCCGGAGCGGCCGGCGGAGGAGGGCGGGCGGGCGGGGGCGGGCGGCGCGGGCGAGGCUCCCCCGCCCUACCACAUCGCCGUGCUGCUGCCCACGCGCGACGCGCCGCCGCCCGCCUACUCCGCGCUCAGCUAG